Messenger RNA from Durio zibethinus, 2180 nucleotides. RefSeq names its product transducin family protein / WD-40 repeat family protein. Lineage: Eukaryota; Viridiplantae; Streptophyta; Magnoliopsida; Malvales; Malvaceae. The record is from RefSeq and is a predicted model, not a curated record. Gene Ontology annotation, molecular function: protein binding.
AUUCUGUCCAACAUAAGGAAAAAAAAAAAAAAAAAAACAAGAAAGAAAAAGGGGAAGAAAAUAGGUGAAGAAAAAUGAGCGCGGGUUCAAUGAUUUCGAAGAGAGUGAAGCAAGAACCAGAAGAAGAAGAAGCCAAUGGAGAAGACGAAAACAGCAGAGCAGAGCAAGAAGAAGCAUUGGUGGCUUUGAUCGACCACCGCUCCAAAGAAGUCGAACACCUCCGCCAACGUAUCUCCUAUUACAAAUCUCAGCUUGAUCAAGCAGAGAAGAGGCUGCAAGACUCACAAUCUAAAUUGGCUCGCCUUCGAGGGCGAAAUAACACAAGAUCAUCUAAUGCUUCUUUGGAAACUAAAAGUUUGAAGGUGGAGCGAAGAUCAAUCAGUCCUGAACAUUUAACUGGAGGUUCUGAAAACAAACCACAAUCAAGAACUGAACUUGUAAUCCCUUCUGUGAAUCCAAAGAUUCCACAGCCUAUAAAACCAGCAGGAUCAGGUGCAAAGACUAUCAUUGGUCUUGAAGCAAGUGCUGCCUCUAAUAGUGCUGUAAAAGUAAAAGGCGAGAAAUCUCAUAGAAGCUCUACCAAUGUAGAGGUUGUUGAUAUUAAAGAUAGAGGAACUAAAAGGAAGUUUGAACAAAAAGAACACAAAGAAUUGAUUCCCUUGGUACAAAGCAGUUCUUCACCAUCCACAAUUGGCUCCUAUACAAGCAAUCACAUCCCUAGUCAGCACAAAAGAAAGUUGAGAAGUCUUGCUGUGUGUCCAGUGAAUGAUCAGCUUUUUGUGACCAGUGCCUUAGAUGGAUUAGUCAACUUGUGGCAAAUUCAGGGUAGAGGGUCAUCAGCCUCUUUUCUUAGUUCCACAGAUUGUGUUUCCUCAGGAGAUAGAAGAUGGCCAGAAGAUAUAGCCUGGCAUCCUCACGGAAACAGCCUUUUUUCUGUAUACACUGCAGAUGGUGGGGAUUCACAGAUAUCAGUACUAAAUCUUAACAAAACACAAGGGAGAGCCCGUGUAACUUACUUAGAGGAUAAGCCUCAUGUUAAAGGUAUCAUCAACGGCAUAACAUUCAUGCCCUGGGAAAAUACCUGUUUUGUGACUGGUGGUAGCGAUCAUGCUGUGGUGCUUUGGAAUGAGAGAGAUGAGAAUGUAUGGAAGCCAAAGUCCCUACAUAGGAAUCUGCAUUCUUCUGCUGUCAUGGGAGUUGCAGGGAUGCAGCAAAAGCAGAUUGUACUGUCUGCUGGGGCCGACAAAAGAAUUCUUGGGUUCGACGCGCAUGUGGGAAGAGCAGACUUCAAACAUCAAAUAGAAAGUAAAUGCAUGAGUGUUCUGCCAAAUCCUUGUGACUUCAAUCUAUUCAUGGUUCAAACUGGGGCUCACGAGAGGCAGCUCCGGCUCUAUGAUAUUAGAUUAAGGCAUACAGAACUCCAUUCUUUUGGGUGGAAGCAAGAAAGCAGUGACUCACAAUCAGCUCUGAUAAAUCAGGCUUGGUCUCCCGAUGGUUUAUACAUCUCAUCUGGUUCAGCAGACCCUGUUAUCCACAUUUUUGAUAUUAGGUACAAUGCUUCCAAGCCAUCCCAGUCAAUCAGAGCUCAUCAGAAACGAGUCUUUAAAGCUGUAUGGCAUUACUCUUUCCCACUUCUCAUUUCCAUAUCUUCUGAUCUACAAAUUGGACUGCAUAAAAAGUUUUAGUUCCCUCUUAGUAUUUUACAUCGGGUUCAUUCCCAUGGGAGAGAAACUUUAUCCUUUCCCCUCAUUUCGAUCUGAUGCUCCAUAAUCUGGUGUCUUUCAACUUGUUUCGAAAAGAGGAGUUGGUCAUCGAUCAGUUUUUGAUUAUCAAGCAAUACGUAGCCUGUAUCAAUGAUGACAAACCAAUACUCAACCCAGAUUACAUUGUGAUAUUCAGAAUUUUUUCAUGUAUUCCAAUCUUAAUUGAUGGUUUUCAUUUUCUGGUCGUCAAUUUGCAUGCAAGUAAUCAUUGGAGCUCUACUUCUAAGUUUUAAGGCAUUAAGUAAUCAAAGUUGUAUUUGCAUUUAGUGGCAAGCAAUAGGUUGAUUCGAUUCAAUUUGAUUUUAAAAAACGGCCAACCGAAUUAACUGACCCUUUUUAGAAAAAAUAACCGGUGAAAAAGUAUGGAAAGGCAAUAACUGUCAUGAAAAAGGAUUUAAACGAAAAUUUUUAGUUGAA